AUGGCAGUCUCAAAUACCACAAAACGCCUGCGCAUAGGCGUAGACGUAGGAGGCACCAACACCGACGGCGUCAUCAUCGACCCGUCUCUCACCUCUGCCUCUUCUUCUUCCAACAGGGGUAUUAUCGCCUACCAUAAAGCCCCAACCACCACUAACCCAAGCGACGGCAUCAAUGCCGCCAUCACCCACAUGUUCACCACCACAGACCCGCCCAUCAACCCAGCCGACGUCGCCUCCGUCACCAUCGGCACCACGCACUUCGUCAACGCCGUCGUGGAGCGCGAUGCCAGAAGACUAUGCCGCGUCGCCGUGCUCAGGCUCGCGGGGCCGUUUGGGAAGCAUGCGCCCCCUUGUAUAGACUGGCCUGAUGACAUGCGCGAGCUGGUGCUGGGCCACUGGGCCAGUGUGAAAGGAGGCCUGGAGGUGGACGGAAACCUCAUUGCGGAGCUGGACGAGGAGGGUGUCAGGGCGCAGUGUCGUUUAAUUCGCGAUAUGGGCAUCCGGAGCAUCGUUGUAAAUGGGGUGUUCAGUCCUAUUGAUACGGUGUAUCUGCAGGAGGAGCGGGCUGCCGAGAUUAUCCGGGAGGAAUUCGAGAAGAAGGGAGGAGACGAAGACAGUGACGAGCCUACCGCUGUCGAUGUAGUCCUCUCCAAAGAGGUGGCGAACCUGGGAUUCCUCGAGAGGGAGAACGCGGCCAUCCUCAACGCAGCCAUCCUGCCCUUUGCGAGGAGGACGAUCCGCAGCUUUCAGGAGCCCGUCAGGCAGCUGGGCCUCGACUGUCCCGUCUUCAUCACGCAGAACGACGGCACCAUCCUCGCUGGCGAUGCGGCGGCGAGGCUACCCAUUAGGACGUUCAGCAGCGGGCCUACCAACAGCAUGCGCGGUGCGUCCUUCUUGAUGCAAGGUGGGACGGCGGGGGAGGAGGAGGCAGGAAGGGAAAAACAAGCUAUCAUGGUCGUUGACGUCGGCGGCACGACUACUGAUGUGGGCUUAUUGCUCGCCAACGGAUUCCCUCGCCAGCAGGCUGCGUACAGCGAGCUGGCCGGCGUGCGCAUGAAUUUCUCAUGCCCAGACAUCAAGAGUAUCGGCCUCGGCGGUGGGUCCAUCAUUCGCAAAGGCUCGUCAUCGUCAGGAAAACGCACGACAGUCGGCCCAGACAGUGUGGGCUACAAGCUCACCAAAGAGGCCCUUGUCUUCGGCGGUAGCGUCCUGACGACCACAGACGCCACCGUCCUCUCCCGUCCAGAGGUCGUCCAGAUCGGCGAUCCAAAAUUGGUCGAGGGCCAGCUUACAGACGACGAGCUGGCCGAGGUGCAGGCCAUCAUCAAGCAGAAGCUCGAAAAAGUCAUCGACAUGAUGAAGACGUCCCCCGAAGACCUGCCCGUCCUCCUCGUCGGGGGUGGUGCCGUCAUCAGCCCGGACGAGCUUAAGGGUGCCAGCAAGGUCCUUAAACCGCGCUGGUCCGAGGUUGCCAACGCCAUCGGCGCUGCCAUGGCUGGUGUCAGCGCCGUCGUCGACACGGUCAAGUCUACCGAGAGCAAGUCGACUGCAAAACUGCUCGAGGAGAUCUCGGCGGAGGCAGUCGAGAGGACCGUUGCUUCGGGAGCGGCGCGGGAUUCGGUCAAGAUUGUUGAGCUGGAGACGCUGCCUCUGCAGUAUAUUGCCAACAAGUCUCGCUUCAUCGUGCGUGCCGCUGGGGAUUUCGACUUUUCGCGGACGGACCUGGGUGCUGUGCCUAGCAGUACCGCCACCACAACCACAGCAGGCGAGCAGGCCAACAAUAUGGACCAGUAUGAGAAGACGGCGACUGGCACCAACGGCUCCUCGUCACCGUCGAAGGCUGCUUCUACACCCGGCGGCCCAACGGCCGAGGUCGACCUGGACACAUAUCAUCCCACGGUCAAGAACCGCGUCUGGCACGUCUCAGAGACGGACCUCGCCUUCAUCACAACAGGUUGCUAUAUCCUAGGCACAGGCGGAGGCGGCUCCCCCUACUCCUCUAUGGUCCGACUCCGCUCUAUCCUCCGUUCGGGAGCCUCCGUGCGCGUGAUCUCGCCAGACGACCUCGCCGAUAACGAUCGCGUAGGCUGCGGUGGAGGAAUGGGCUCGCCCACGGUGGGUAUCGAGAAGCUUCAGGGCGAUGAGAUGAUGGAGGCGCAAGAGGAACUGGCACAGAUCCUGCCCAAGGGGGCACAGGCGACACACAUGAUCGCGCUCGAGAUCGGUGGGGGAAACGGCCUGCAGGGUAUGAUCCUGGGUGCAUCGACCAACAUGGACGUGCCCGUCGUUGACGGUGACUGGAUGGGGCGGGCCUACCCGACCAAGUGGCAGACCACGCCUGUGGUCUUUGACGAGCGGCGGCCUGUGUUUUGCCCCUUGUCCAUGUGUGAUGGUAACGGCAACGUCAUCAUCAUGACCAAAGCCACGUCGGAUCUGCAGGUCGAGAGGGCACUACGAGCGGCGCUGAGCCAGAUGGGCUCGCACACGGGCUGCGCUGAGGGCCCUGUCACGGGCGCCGAGACGAGGCGGUGGGUUGUGGAGCAUACCAUCUCCGAGUCCUGGCGGAUCGGCCGGGCGGUGGAGAGGGCAAGGAGGGAGAACAGAGUCGAUGAGGUCGCUGAGGAGAUCGUGAAGGAGGUUGGGGGCUCGCAAGCCGCGAAAGUGCUGUGGAAGGGCAAGAUUGUCGGCGUCACGAGGACGCUGAGGAUGGGUCACAUCUAUGGCGAGUGUAUCAUCGAGGGCAUGGACGUGGCUGGGGCACGAAAAGAAGGUGGUGGUGACGGGGACGGGGCGCUGCAGGAAGGGGAACGACAAGGUCAGUUCGUGGGACGCAUCAAGAUUCCCUUCAAGAACGAGAACAUUGCCGCCAUCAAGAUACCCGAGCCAGCAGCACUCACCCAGACGGAGGGGGAGGAGGAAGCCCCUCAGGAGGAAAGACAGGAGGACGUCCUCGCCAUCGUGCCCGAUCUCAUCUCAGUCAUCGAUGCGCAGAACGGCGAGGCCAUCGGCACACCCGAGUACAGAUACGGUCUGCUCGUCACGGUACUGGGCAUCGCCGCCAGCGACCGCUGGACUUCCUCGAAACGGGGCAUCGAGAUCGGCGGGCCCGAAGGAUUUGGUAUUCACCACCUGAAGUACCAGCCGCUGGGCAAAUUUGUGAAGCCCAAGAGCGUUAUUGACGAGUACGACACACAAGUUGUUUAGGAGUUCAAAGGUGGCAUCACUACCUUGAGCAAAUGAAUGGAUGAUUAUUGUUGUUGAAGGGAAGGAAGAGAUCCUGUAGUGCUAGCAUUGCACCUC
Molecule: messenger RNA, 3300 nt
Organism: Cryphonectria parasitica EP155
Lineage: Eukaryota; Fungi; Ascomycota; Sordariomycetes; Diaporthales; Cryphonectriaceae
Exons: 1
Coding region: 1-3204 (1067 amino acids)
Biological process (GO): glutathione metabolic process
Cellular component (GO): cytosol
Molecular function (GO): 5-oxoprolinase (ATP-hydrolyzing) activity
Source: RefSeq, a predicted model, not a curated record